Molecule: messenger RNA, 2739 nt
Organism: Dermacentor silvarum
Lineage: Eukaryota; Metazoa; Arthropoda; Arachnida; Ixodida; Ixodidae
Product: beta-galactosidase
Exons: 16
Coding region: 42-2090 (682 amino acids)
Biological process (GO): carbohydrate metabolic process
Cellular component (GO): vacuole
Molecular function (GO): beta-galactosidase activity
Source: RefSeq, a predicted model, not a curated record
CAAAGACGACAGUCGCACAGAACUGGCCGCACAGGUCUUGUAUGGGACACACCGACGAGAUGAGGAUCAAGGGCCAUCCCACGAUGUCGCGCCGAGUAACUGGAGUCCUCAAAUGGUUUGUUUUGUCCUCGGUUGGAUUAUGCAUUCUCGGGCUUACCCUGCACAAGUUCCCGAAGGCGCCUCCUCUCGGAAAAAGGCGGACAAUGUGGUUCGCAUCAAAGCAGAAGGCCCCGCUGUCGCCGUUCUUCGCAGCUGACUACGAUGGGAACUCGUUCGUGAUGCGCGGGAAGCGAGUCCAGGUUAUGUCGGGCGCCAUCCACUACUUCAGGAUUCUGCCAGAGCUCUGGGAGGACCGCCUCACGACCAUGCAGGCGUCCGGUUUGAACACCAUAGAGACCUACGUCGAGUGGAGCAGCCAUGAGCCCGAAGAUGGCCAGUACAACUUCGAGGGUCAGCAGGACCUGGCCCGCUUCCUGCGGAUCGCCCACCGACUCGGCUUCAUGGUCAUACUCCGCCCGGGCCCGUACAUCUGCGCCGAGCGAGACUUCGGAGGCCUUCCGUACUGGCUUCUGCGAAAUGGUUCGUCGAUCCGGGUUCGGACCACGGACCCAAAAUACCUCUACUAUGUGGAUCGAUUUCUCAUUAAAGUCUUCAAGAAGGUGCGCCCACUCCUCGUCAGUAAUGACGGACCAAUCAUUAUGGUGCAACUGGAAAACGAGUACGGAAGCUACGAUGCUUGCGACCACGCGUACAUGGUACACCUGCGGAAGCUGGCGAGGAACCACCUCGGACCGGACGUGCUUCUGUUCACUACUGACGGCUAUCAAAACAAUAUAAUGAUCAAAUGUGGACUCGUGCCCGGAACGCUCACUACCGUCGACUUCGGUACUGAAGUGGAACCUGAAGUGGCGUUCGCGAUGCGGCGGCAUUACCAGGCGGCGGGCCCUCUGAUGAACUCCGAGAUGUACACUGGAUGGGUGGACAACUGGGGUCUGCGCAAGAGUCAAGUCGAGACUUCCGUUCUCGUCAAGAGGAUCCGCCAGCUGCUCGCCAUGAACGCUUCUUUCAACCUGUAUAUGUUUCAUGGUGGAACUAACUUCGGAUUUAAAUCUGGUGCCAAUGACCACAGUGGCUUCCAGCCACAGAUUACCAGCUACGACUACGACGCACCCAUCACAGAGGCUGGCGACGCAACCGAGAAGUUCAAGGCCAUUCGUGAACUCAUAGAUGAGUUUUUCCCGGGUCGAGUGAAAGCGAAAGUCCCGUCUCCGAAGAAGAAAAUGGCUCUUGCGGACAUCACCAUGAAGCGUAUGUUCGGCCUCACGACGCUGCGGCAGCUGAUGUCGAACCGAACCACAAACUCGACCUACCCACUGACGUUCGAGCAAGUCGGCCACGCCUACGGCUUAAUGAUCUACGAGACCGUGGUCACCUCCGACUUCGUGGCACCUUCGAUUCUGAAAGUGGACGGCAUCCGGGAUCGAGGCUAUGUCUACGUCAACGACGUAUUCAGGGCCGUCGUCUCCCGUGCGGACAAAGCUCUCGAUGUCGUCCUUGAGGUCAAGUCCGGGCAGACCCUGUCGAUCCUCGUGGAGAACCAAGGGCGCAUAAACAUAGGCGCUAUCGUCGACCCCAAGGGCAUAGUAAAGAACGUAACUCUCAACGACCGGCUCCUGAGCAACUGGACGAUGCGGCCCAUCGACCUGACCAACGGCGCCUGGCUUCGGGACUACGAGGCACUCCAGCAGCUCGCACCCGCAGAGGAUUCGAUCACGAAUGGCGGGUUGGCGGUGUACGCGGCCAAUUUCACCCUGCCGGAAGGCGAAGGCGUCUACGACACCUUCUUGCUCAUCGAGAUGUUUAAAAAGGGUAUUGCCAUUCUGAACGGGUUUAAUCUGGGCCGCUACUGGACAUCGGCGGGCCCUCAGAAAACUCUAUACGUGCCAUCAGUACUCUUUAGGGACGGUGGCAACCUGCUCCUGCUGCUGGAACUGGAAGCCGUCCGAUGCAAGGCCGAGAAGCCCAAGCCGUGCAGCGUGGACUUUGUGUCCAAGCCACGUUUUGAUGGGCCGCUGCACUGGCCUGCCUAAUAAACAACAUCCUAGGCACAUUGCAGCACAUUUCUCAGAAAGAAAUAGGUCCUGGUCGGGGGAUAGAAACCUGCAGACCUUUCCAAGGCGGUCCCACUGCCAUCUCAGCUGACUAGGAGAUAAGCGCAGGUGGCAACGUGAGACAGAGUUGAUCGACAACUCAAAGCACAGAAACGCUGUCUGCGAAAAUCUGCAAUUGGUGUAGAAGUUUUAUGAAGGGAAGAAAUUGUCAUCCACACAAGAGUUUGUAGCUUUGUGCUGCUGUCGGGUGGGCUGGCAUUUUCUUUCCCUUUCAUUAAACUUCCUCCAAUUUGUGGUUUUCCACAGAAUUGGUUAGUUCAUUCAACUACGUGAAUGUGUAUAUCCAUCGUGAGGUGAUGUGGUUAUAUAUCUGUGCAUAUGUACUGGACACGAGUCUUGGGAGUACUGCCAUAUGCUUACACUUGUUGGAGCUAUCCGAGUACAAAGCUCACAUAUCGUUAAUGGUAUGGCAACUAACCCUUUAAUUAUGGACGAACGUUGCCGAUAGGCAACACAUCAGAAAAGAAAUUGUUUCUUGCCAAGUUUUGAUAUUGAGUACGGAGUUUCCGGCUAAGUGUCUUUGGCCAACACUGACUGACAGGUGUCAAGGGUCAUUUGUUGGCUUAGA